AUGUCGCCUAGCAGCACGCAGAAGAAAGCCCCGCAGUCGAACACUCCCACCUUUGCGCAUUAUGCCGCCGAGGACUUCGUACAAGGUGCCGGUGUAGCCAUCUUCCACAUCGCGUCCGCGCGUGUGGUCGUAUGCAGCGCGGUGGACAGACGCGUAGGGAAAUACUACUUUCUACCCAAAGGGCGGCGCGACGCGGGAGAAGAUACGCGGGCGGGAGCAGAGAGAGAGGGGUUUGAAGAGUCCGGCUACCGCAACCGCGUCCUCCCCCUCCCCACGGCCCACCACCAACCACAAGCGCACCCCCGCCUCACCGCGCCCCCCAUGACUGCAGAACCAAUCUGGGUCCAGCUUAUGCCCCUCGCCCGCAACACAAAGCAGUACCUUCUCUUCUGGUACAUCGCCGAGACGCUGCCGCCAGACGUCGAACCCCUCCUCGCAACCGCCCCGAACGAGCCGUACAAGCCUCCACCCGCAUACCCAGCAAGCCUGACGCUGAAGGAACGCGUGGCGCUGGAGCCAGAGGGGUACGAGCCGCUGCACCACGAGGGGACGGGCGUGGACGAGGACGAGGCGGCGUAUGAGAGUCAGUUGGUUGGUGUGGAGGAGGCGAUGAGGCUGUUGGGUGGGACGGAUAGCGUGAUGGCGGAUGUGGUGAGGAGGGGGUGGGAGGGGAUUCAGCAAAGGUCGAGCAUGGAGGAGCAGGGGGAAGAGGUGCCUGAGCAGUUUGAGAGUCCUGAGCAGCUGGCUGAGGCUAAGCGGGAUACUACGUUGAGGAGUGUUGGGGGGAGUUGA
Messenger RNA from Paraphaeosphaeria sporulosa, 792 nucleotides. RefSeq lists its product as uncharacterized. Gene Ontology annotation, molecular function: hydrolase activity. The transcript is spliced from 2 exons. Lineage: Eukaryota; Fungi; Ascomycota; Dothideomycetes; Pleosporales; Didymosphaeriaceae. The record is from RefSeq and is a predicted model, not a curated record. The coding region runs from base 1 to 792 and encodes 263 amino acids.